Cucumis sativus (cucumber) is the source of this 1125-nucleotide messenger RNA. RefSeq names its product gibberellin 3-beta-dioxygenase 1-like. The coding region runs from base 1 to 1125 and encodes 374 amino acids. Lineage: Eukaryota; Viridiplantae; Streptophyta; Magnoliopsida; Cucurbitales; Cucurbitaceae. Gene Ontology annotation, biological process: response to light stimulus; gibberellin biosynthetic process. Gene Ontology annotation, molecular function: gibberellin 3-beta-dioxygenase activity. The record is from RefSeq and is marked provisional. The transcript has 2 exons.
AUGACUACCACUACCAUCCCCAAAUUAACUGAUAUUUACAAAACUCAUCCUCUCGAUAUUCCCACCAACAAAUUAAACCUCGACUCUCUCCAACAACUUCCCGACACCUAUGAUUGGAUUCAACCUGAUGCUUUCCCUUCAUUUAGAGACCCAAACAUUUCUCUAUCAGAUUCUGUCCCUUUGAUUGACCUUUCUCUCCCUAAUGCCCCUCAUCUCAUUGGCAAUGCCUUGAAGACUUGGGGGGUAUUUCAGGUCAUUAACCAUGGUGUCCCCAUUUCUCUUCUCAACUCCAUGGAAUCCUUCACCAAUACUCUCUUUGAUCUUCCUUCUCCCCACAAACUUAAGGCUGCUCGUACUCCCGACGGCGUAACGGGCUAUGGCCUCCCUCGUAUCUCCACCUUCUUCCCUAAACGUAUGUGGUCUGAGGGCUUCACUAUCGUUGGUUCGCCUCUUGAACACUUUCAAAAACUCUGGCCAAAUGAGUAUUCCAAAUACUGUGAUAUAACGGAAGAAUACAGCCGAGAGAUGAAGAGUCUAUGUGGAAGGGUGAUAUGGCUUGCAUUGGGAGAAUUAGGCAUAACUCGAGAAGAUGUGAAUUGGGCCGAGGCGAAUGGGGAUUUCAAGACCAGUAAUGCAGUCAUUCAAUUGAACUCUUACCCAGUCUGCCCGGACCCAGACCGGGCGAUGGGACUUGGGGCUCACACAGACACCAGCCUCUUAACCAUUCUGUAUCAAAACAACACAAGAGGGUUACAAGUUUUGAGAGAAGGGAACCGGUGGGUGAUGGUGGAGCCGGUAACCGGUGCACUGGUGGUUCAAGUCGGAGACUUGCUACAUAUUCUUACAAACGGGUUGUACCCGAGUUCAGCCCAUCAGGCCGUCGUGAACCAAAACCGAAAACGUAUAUCGAUAGCGUACUUUUUUGGACCAUCGGAAAGUGCCGAAAUUUCACCGCUUAACAAACUUGUGACCCCAACUCAACCAUUACUUUAUCCCACGGUGACUUGGACUGAAUAUCUCCGUAAAAAAGCUCAGCUUUUUAACAAUACACUUUCAUCUAUCCGCCUUUCCGCUCCUCUUACUGGUGCGUUAGACAUCAACGAUCACAACCAGGUGAAGGUAUAG